GAUGGCGCCUCUUCCUCUGUGUCCGCACUCAAGCGCCUGGAGCGCAGUCAGUGGACGGAUAAGAUGGAUUCUCGGUUCGGAUUUGAGAGGCUCAAGGAGCCAGGGGAGAAGACGGGCUGGCUGAUCAAUAUGCACCCGACUGAGGUUUUAGAUGAAGAUAAACGCCUGGUCAGUGCAGUGGAUUACUACUUUAUUCAAGACGAUGGGAGCAGAUUUAAGGUGGCGCUGCCCUACAAACCAUACUUCUACAUUGCGGCCAGAAAGGGUUGUGAGCGAGAAGUUUCGUCUUUUCUCUCCAAGAAGUUUCAGGGUAAACUUGCUAAAGUAGAGACCGUUCCCAAAGAGGAUCUGGACUUGCCAAAUCACUUGGUGGGUUUGAAGCGAAAUUACAUUAAGCUGUCUUUCCACACCGUGGAGGACCUUGUCCGAGUGAGGAAGGAGAUCUCCCCUGCCGUGAGGAAGAACCGGGAGCAGGGCCACACCAGUGACACCUACACGGCUAUGCUCUCCAGUGUUCUGCAAGGGGGCAGUGUGAUUAUGGACGAAGAGGAAACCUCUAAGAAGAUUGCGGACCAACUGGACAACAUCGUGGACAUGCGAGAGUACGACGUGCCCUACCACAUCCGCCUCUCCAUCGACCUGAAGAUCCACGUGGCACACUGGUACAACGUCAGGCACCGAGGGAGCGCCUCGCCGGUGGAGAUCACCCGCCGAGAUGACCUGGUUGAACGGCCCGACCCUGUGGUUUUGGCAUUUGACAUUGAGACGACCAAACUGCCCCUCAAGUUUCCUGAUGCUGAGACUGACCAGAUUAUGAUGAUUUCCUAUAUGAUUGAUGGCCAGGGCUACCUCAUCACCAACAGGGAGAUUGUGGCAGAGGACAUUGAGGACUUUGAGUUCACCCCCAAGCCGGAGUACGAAGGGCCCUUUUGUGUCUUCAAUGAGCCUGACGAGGUCCAUCUCAUCCAAAGAUGGUUUGAACAUGUGCAGGAGACCAAACCCACCAUCAUGGUUACUUACAAUGGGGACUUUUUUGACUGGCCAUUUGUGGAGGCCAGAGCAGCUGUCCACGGACUGAGCAUGUACCAGGAGAUCGGAUUCCAGAAGGACAGCCAAGGGGAGUACAAGGCGCCCCAGUGCAUCCACAUGGACUGCCUCAGGUGGGUGAAGAGGGACAGCUACCUCCCUGUGGGCAGCCACAACCUCAAGGCGGCCGCCAAAGCCAAGCUGGGCUACGACCCUGUGGAGCUGGACCCCGAGGACAUGUGCCGGAUGGCCACCGAGCAGCCCCAGACUCUGGCCACGUAUUCGGUGUCGGAUGCGGUGGCCACGUACUACCUGUACAUGAAGUACGUCCACCCCUUCAUAUUCGCCCUGUGCACCAUCAUCCCCAUGGAGCCUGAUGAGGUGCUGCGGAAGGGCUCCGGGACCCUGUGCGAGGCCUUGCUGAUGGUGCAGGCCUUCCACGCCAACAUUGUCUUCCCCAACAAGCAAGAGCAGGAGUUCAACAAGCUGACGGAAGACGGCCACGUGCUGGACGCCGAGACCUACGUGGGCGGCCACGUGGAGGCCCUCGAGUCGGGCGUGUUCCGCAGUGACAUCCCCUGCCGGUUCAGGAUGAAUCCCGCCGCCUUUGACUUCCUGCUGCAGCGGGUGGAGAAGACCAUGCGUCACGCCAUCGAGGAAGAGGAGAAGGUGCCCAUGGAGCAGGUCACCAACUUCCAAGAGGUGUGUGAUCAGAUUAAGGCCAAGCUCACCUCCCUGAAAGAUGUUCCUAACCGUAUCGAGUGUCCCCUUAUCUACCACCUGGACGUGGGCGCCAUGUACCCCAACAUCAUCCUGACGAACCGCCUGCAGCCCUCCGCCAUGGUGGACGAGGCCACCUGUGCAGCCUGUGACUUCAACAAGCCGGGGGCGAACUGCCAGAGGAAGAUGGCUUGGCAGUGGAGGGGCGAGUUCAUGCCGGCCAGUCGCAGUGAGUACCAUCGGAUCCAACACCAGCUGGAGUCGGAGAAGUUCCCUGCCUUGACCCCUGACGGCCCCGCCCGGGCCUUUCACGAGCUGUCCCGCGAGGAGCAGGCGAAAUAUGAGAAGAGGAGGCUGGCAGAUUACUGCCGAAAGGCGUACAAGAAGAUCCACGUGACCAAGGUGGAGGAGCGCCUCACCACCAUCUGCCAGCGGGAGAACUCCUUCUACGUGGACACGGUGCGCGCCUUCCGGGACAGGCGCUAUGAGUUCAAAGGUCUCCACAAGGUGUGGAAAAAGAAGCUCAGUGCAGCCGUGGAGGCGGGCGACGCGGCCGAGGUCAAGCGCUGCAAGAACAUGGAGGUGCUGUACGACUCCCUGCAGCUGGCACACAAGUGCAUCCUCAACUCCUUCUACGGCUACGUCAUGCGCAAAGGGGCCCGCUGGUACUCCAUGGAGAUGGCCGGCAUCGUCUGCUUCACGGGGGCCAACAUCAUCACCCAGGCGAGGGAGCUGAUCGAGCAGAUCGGGAGGCCCUUGGAGCUGGACACAGAUGGGAUAUGGUGCGUCCUGCCCAACAGCUUCCCUGAAAACUUUGUCAUCACCACGACGAGCGUGAAGAAGCCCAAGGUGACCAUCUCCUACCCUGGGGCCAUGCUGAACAUCAUGGUCAAGGAAGGCUUCACCAACGAUCAGUACCAGGAGCUGGCCGAGCCGUCCUCGCUCACCUACGUCACCCGCUCCGAGAACAGCAUCUUUUUCGAGGUUGACGGGCCCUACCUUGCCAUGAUCCUUCCAGCCUCCAAGGAAGAAGGCAAGAAGCUGAAGAAGAGGUACGCUGUGUUCAACGAGGACGGCUCCCUGGCCGAGCUCAAGGGCUUCGAGGUGAAGCGCCGCGGGGAGCUGCAGCUCAUCAAGAUCUUCCAGUCGUCCGUGUUCGAGGCCUUCCUCAGGGGCAGCACCCUGGAGGAAGUGUACGGCUCUGUCGCCAAGGUGGCCGACUACUGGUUGGACGUGCUGUACAGCAAGGCAGCGAACAUGCCAGAUUCCGAGCUGUUCGAGUUGAUCUCUGAGAACCGCUCCAUGUCCCGGAAGCUGGAAGACUACGGGGAGCAGAAGUCUACGUCCAUCAGCACCGCCAAGCGCCUGGCCGAGUUCCUGGGAGACCAGAUGGUGAAGGACGCGGGGCUGAGCUGCCGCUACAUCAUCUCCCGGAAGCCCGAGGGCUCCCCCGUCACCGAGAGGGCCAUCCCACUCGCCAUCUUCCAGGCAGAGCCCACGGUGAGGAGGCACUUCCUCCGGAAAUGGCUGAAGAGCUCGUCCCUGCAGGACUUGGACAUUCGGACGAUCCUGGACUGGGACUACUACAUCGAGCGGCUGGGCAGCGCCAUUCAGAAGAUCAUCACCAUCCCCGCAGCUCUGCAGCAGGUGAAGAACCCUGUGCCUCGCGUCAAACACCCCGACUGGCUGCACAAAAAACUACUGGAGAAGAACGAUGUCUACAAGCAGAAGAAGAUCAGCGAGCUCUUCAUCCUCGAGGGCAAGAGACAGGUGGGGGUGGCCCAGGCUCCGGAUGGCGCCCAGAGCCUGGGUGCUCCCGACAUGGAGGAUUUUGGCCUUGAGAAGCCGCCCCACACCGCCGUCCCCGUUGCUACGAAGAGGAAGCGGGUCCUCUGGGAGAGCCAGGAGGACUCACAGGACGUGGGGCUGACGGUGUCCUGGCAGGAGGUCCUGGGGCAGCCUCCCGCCCUCGGAACCACCCAGGAAGAGUGGCUGGUCUGGCUCCGGUUCCACAAGAAGAAGUGGCAGCUGCAGGCCCGACAGCGCCUUGCCCGCAGGAAGAAGCAGCGUCUGGAGGCAGCAGGCGGGCUGCAGCCCGGGCCUGUGCGAGACAGGCCCAGCACAGGGCUGGGGGGCUUCUUGCGAAGAACUGCCCGCAGCGUUCUGGACCUCCCGUGGCAGAUCGUGCAGAUCAGCGAGACCAGCCAGGCUGGCCUGUUCCGCCUGUGGGCUGUCAUCGGCAGCGACUUGCACUGCAUCAAGCUGAACAUCCCCCGGGUGUUCUACGUGAACCAGCGGGUGCCCAAAGCAGAGGAGGGGACUGCAUAUCGUAAGGUGAAUCGAGUCCUUCCUCGCUCCAACACGGUCUACAAUCUCUAUGAGUACUCAGUGCCGGAGGACAUGUACCAAGAGCACAUCAAUGAGAUCAAUACCGAGCUGUCAGCCCCAGACAUCGAGGGCGUGUACGAGACUCAGGUGCCGUUACUGUUCCGGGCCCUGGUGCACCUGGGCUGUGUGUGUGUGGUCAGUAAACAGCUGGUGAGGCACCUGUCGGGCUGGGAAGCAGAAACCUUCACUCUUGAGCACCUGGAGAUGCGCUCUCUGGCCCAGUUCAGCUACCUGGAACCAGGGAGCAUCCGCCACAUCUAUCUGUAUCAUCGCACGCACGGCCACAAGGCGCUCUUCGGCAUUUUCGUGCCCUCUCAGCGCAGAGCGUCCGUAUUUGUGCUGGACACUGUGCGAAGCAACCAGAUGCCCAGCCUCAGCGCCCUGUACUCGGCCGAGCACAGCCUCCUGCUGGAGAAAGUGGGCCCCGAGCUCUUGCCUCCCCCAAAACACACGUUUGAAGUGCGGGCUGAGACCGACUUGAAGACCAUCUGCAGAGCCAUCCAGCGCUUCCUGCUGGCCUACAAGGAGGAGCGCCGGGGGCCCACCCUCAUCGCCGUGCAGUCCAACUGGGAGCUGAGGAGGCUGGCCGGCGAGAUUCCCGUCCUGGAGGAGUUCCCGCUGGUGCCUGUCCGCGUGGCCGACAAGAUCAGCUACGGAGUCCUGGACUGGCAGCGCCAUGGAGCCCGGCGCAUGAUCCGCCACUACCUCAACCUGGACACCUGCCUGUCGCAGGCUUUUGAGAUGAGCCGGUACUUUCAUAUCCCCAUUGGGAAUCUGCCUGAGGACAUCUCCACCUUUGGCUCCGAUCUCUUCUUCGCCCGCCACCUCCAGCGCCACAACCACCUGCUCUGGCUGUCCCCUACCUGGCGCCCUGACUUGGGCGGGAAGGAGGCCGACGACAACCGCCUCAUCAUGGAGUUUGAGGACCAAGCCACCGUGGAGAUCAACAGUUCAGGCUGCUACUCCACAGUGUGCGUGGAGCUGGACAUUCAGAACCUGGCCGUCAACACCAUCCUGCAAUCUCACCACGUCAACGACAUGGAGGGGGCCGACAGCAUGGGCAUCAGCUUCGACGUGAUCCAGCAGGCUUCCCUGGAGGACAUGAUCACCGGCAACCAGGCCGCCAACGCUCCCGCUAGCUACGACGAGACCGCCCUCUGCUCCAGCACCUUCAGGAUCCUGAAGAGCAUGGUGGUGGGCUGGGUGAGGGAGAUCACGCAGUACCGCAACGUCUACGCCGACAACCAGGUGAUGCACUUCUACCGCUGGCUGCGCUCCCCGUCCUCGCUGCUCCACGACCCCGCCCUGCACCGCACGCUGCACAGCAUGAUGAAGAAGCUCUUUCUGCAGCUCAUCGCUGAGUUCAAGCGCCUGGGGUCAUCAGUCGUUUAUGCCAACUUCAACCGCAUCGUCCUGUGCACGAAGAAGCGGCGGAUCGAGGACGCCCUGGCCUACGUGGAGUACAUCACCACCAGCAUCCACUCUAAGGAGAUCUUCCACUCCCUGACGAUUUCCUUCUCUCGGUGCUGGGAGUUUCUUCUCUGGAUGGAUCCCUCCAACUAUGGUGGCAUCAAAGGAAACGUGCCCUCUCGCAUCCACUGUGGACGGCAGGACCCCCAGAAAGAGGGCAGAGCGGAGGAGGAGGAGGAGGAGCCUGAGGAGGAAGGUGAGGAUGACGGGGGCGAGGAUGAUGACGGGCAGGAACCGGACGUGGAGGACCUGCUGGAAAACAACUGGAACAUCGUGCAGUUCCUGCCACAGGCAGCCUCCUGCCAGGGCUACUUCCUCAUGAUCGUCUCAGCGUACAUCGUGGCCGUGUACCACAGCAUGAAGGAGGAGCUGAGGCGCAGCGCCCCGGGCAGCACCCCUGGGAGGAGACGUGGGAGCAGCACCAUGUCACCCCUCUCCCCAGGAAUGAUCACCUUCUCUCAAGAUUACGUGGCAAAUGAACUCACUCAGAACUUCUUCACCAUCACCCAGAAGAUUCAGAGGAAAGUCACAGGCUCUCGGAACUCAGCUGAGCUCUCAGAGAUGUUUCCUGUCCUGCCCGGCUCUCACUUGGUGCUUAAUAACCCUGCCCUGGAGUUCAUCAAGUAUGUGUGCAAGGUCCUGUCUUUGGACACAAACAUCACAAACCAGGUGAACAAGCUCAAUCGGGACCUGCUCCGCCUGGUGGACGUUGGUGAGUUCUCGGAGGAGGCCCAGUUCCGAGACCCCUGCCGCUCCUACGUGCUCCCAGAGGUCAUCUGCCACAGCUGUAACUUCUGCCGGGACCUGGACCUGUGCAAAGACCCGUCCUUCUCUCAGGAUGGGGCUGUGCUGCCCCAGUGGUUCUGCUCCAACUGCCAGGCCGCCUACGACUCCUCGGUGAUCGAAAUGGCCCUGGUGGAAGCCCUGCAGAAGAAGCUGAUGGCCUUCACCCUGCAGGACCUGAUCUGCCUGAAGUGCCGAGGCGUGAAGGAGACCAACAUGUCCGUGUACUGCAGCUGUGCGGGCGGCUUCGCCCUCACCAUCCACACCAAGGUCUUCAUGGAGCAGAUCAGAAUCUUCCGGAACAUUGCCCAGCACUAUGGCAUGUCAUAUCUCAUGGAGACCCUGGAGUGGCUGCUACAGAAGAACCCCCAGCUGGGCCAUUAGCAAGGCGGGCCUGUCCCCUCUCUGCCCCAGCUUCCCAGCUGGAGACCAUCUCCAGGACUCAGCACCAAAGAAAAUGACCCUCAGGGUGCUUCCAGGGAGGGGUCACUUGGCCCAAACCAGCCAUCCAGCCAGAGCAGGAAGCGGCCCACCUGGGUCCCAGUCCCAGCCUCCGUCAGGGCAGCCCGACGGGUCGUUCUCGUGCACAAACACGUGUGGCCUCUGCUGCUGCUGCUGCAGGGCCUGACCCUCAUGCCCCACCUCUGCAUCCCCUUUGCCCUCAGGGCCUUCUGUUUGAGCCAAACCUGGGGGGGGGGGGGCCUAGGCCAGACCCAGGGCAAGGGACACCUGGGUGGGAGACAGCAGCUCUGCUCCCAGGCACUGUGACCUCAGAGACGCCCUCCACAGCUUCACCCGUGGGUGUGGCCAGUUCCAGGAAUCAGGCCCUGAGCCCUUGGGGGCCUGGGCAUCUUUCAGACGGCAGGUUCCGGGGCGGCUGGCAUCCCUGCACUUGGGCUUGGAUUUCUCUGUGGAGACUUCCUGGUCAGAGAGGGGGCGGGGUCUGCAUCAGGUGAUCCCCUCAUCUGGGCCGGGGCUUCUCAGAUGGAGCUUGACCACACCACCUGCCCUCAGAGCCUACCUGUGCCCCGAGGAGGCCUGGCACAGGGGGUCACCCAUUGAUCAUGGAUUGAUUGUACAGCAUCUGUUACCUCUUGGACUUCGGAAAAAUAAUUUUUCACCCACA
Molecule: messenger RNA, 7513 nt
Organism: Myotis brandtii (Brandt's bat)
Lineage: Eukaryota; Metazoa; Chordata; Mammalia; Chiroptera; Vespertilionidae
Gene: POLE
Product: polymerase (DNA directed), epsilon, catalytic subunit
Exons: 48
Coding region: 64-6771 (2235 amino acids)
Biological process (GO): DNA replication proofreading; base-excision repair, gap-filling; nucleotide-excision repair, DNA gap filling
Cellular component (GO): nucleus; epsilon DNA polymerase complex
Molecular function (GO): DNA binding; zinc ion binding; single-stranded DNA 3'-5' DNA exonuclease activity
Source: RefSeq, a predicted model, not a curated record